AUGGUGGGCGAGAGCCAUGGAGGGGUGGAGGGUUCAUUUUCUAUGGUCGACCUGAUCAUAAUCAUCUCGAAAGGCCUGUACAAGAAGAGGAACAAGGCGCCACUUACAUCGCCAGCAACGCCAUUCUCGCACGUAUCACACAAACCUCGGCCGCUCGGGUCCUACACUGUCCGGUUCACCUUCUCCCCACUCUCCUCCGUCACCCUCAGCCCGUCGGCGGCGCUGUCCCCGGACUCGUUCUUCUCCCACGCUUCCCCUCCUCUGCCUCCGCCAGCGCCCGCUCCAUCCACCACCGCCGAGCUCGGCCGGCCGCUCUCCACCGCGAUCGUCCGAUCAUCCAGUAGAUCAUAA
Thermothielavioides terrestris NRRL 8126 is the source of this 351-nucleotide messenger RNA. RefSeq lists its product as uncharacterized. The transcript is spliced from 2 exons. The record is from RefSeq and is a predicted model, not a curated record. NCBI's taxonomy places the organism in Eukaryota, Fungi, Ascomycota, Sordariomycetes, Sordariales, Chaetomiaceae. Bases 1 to 351 code for a protein of 116 amino acids.